This is a messenger RNA of Drosophila miranda, 490 nucleotides long. RefSeq lists its product as uncharacterized. The record is from RefSeq and is a predicted model, not a curated record. Bases 26 to 367 code for a protein of 113 amino acids. Lineage: Eukaryota; Metazoa; Arthropoda; Insecta; Diptera; Drosophilidae. The transcript is spliced from 2 exons.
CGACUCGCGGCAUGGUCCCUCUUAUAUGGCUGAAGCCCAUGACGUGAUUGCCAAUUCAGCUUACACCUGUACCGAGGAUGGCACUGAGAUCUAUGACAUAAACGGAUUUCGCAUCCCCCAGGCAGCCGAUGGCCUGGUGAAGGUCACUCGUGUGGACAACAAGUGCUUGAUUCGCACCAGUCCCGGCAAUGGAUCGGCCACUUUGACAACACCUGGCAUCCAUUGCACUGCCUCUCUGGGCAAGACCUCGCAUCUGUUUGUUCGUCGCAAUGAGAAGCGCAUGCACUUCGAUGGAUCCUGUUUCAUUGUACGCAACGCCGGACACUCCGCCGGCUUCAAUGAGAACAACCUGCUCAUUGUCUACUGAGCGGCGUUCGUAGUCCGGAGAUAGAAACGGUGCAGUGGUAGCCCAUCCCACACGCACACACUCACACAUGUCAACACAUUUCACCUGGAACACAUACAUAGACACCUACAGCAGCACACUUGA